GGUUAGUUGUGCUCGGCCUGAAGAGAAAGAAACAUGGCGACAGUGAGAGAGCGGGCAGCAGCGCUCAACCUGGCGGGGAAACUCUACAGUCCCAUGCAGCGGCCUGUCGGUCAUCGGAUGAUCGGUAAGCCGUUCCAGUCCAUGGUCAUUUGGAGCAACAUAAUAGCCCACCUUCAAGCAGAGGUGAAAGUGAAGCGACGACGUCACUACCUGAAGUCUCACAGUAAUUGCUUCCUGGGCUCUGAUGCUGUGAAUGUGAUCCAGGCUUACAUUAACCACAACAAGGUUUUGGGUGAUGUUGAAGUACCCAGGGCUAAAGUGGUGCGUGUGUGCCAAGUGCUCCUGGACUGUAAGGUGUUUGAAGCAGUGGCAUGUAAGUCGUUUGGGAAGGAGAGUAAGCUCUCCAUGUUUCAGGAUAGUGACAGCAGCCUGUACCGGUUCCUGAGCUCUCAAAACCCUCCACUGAAUAGUGCUGAAAACACCCUUCCUUCUCCGACUGAACAGAGUCAAACACACAGCCAGCUCUACAGGCCAGAUGACCCAAUGUUGUUCCACAGUACUCCAGUGAAGUCAGACCACAUUAUAGAUCUCCUCCUGGAGGAGCUUGACCUUAGCCCCAGCUUUCUGCAGACAGAGACAUUACCACAGUCAGUGGUCAAUCAGGUUUGGCAGGAGCAGACUGUCCUACGGCUUCUGCAGCUGAUUGAGCUCCCCCUGCUGGAUGGGGUGUUGGACUGCAAAGAGUGUCACAUCCCCCUGUCUGGUGCCAAUAAUAAUGAACCUGACCUACUCUACACCAGUAACUACCUGGACAGAGAAAUACUCAAGGCUUUUAAGGAAUCACAAGAUGAUGAAUGGCUCUCAGCAGCACUAGACCUGCUGGACUUCCUGCCGGACCAGUUGGUGGUUGAGGUGAGCAGGGAGCUGCCCAGCUUUUCACAGGAGGAUUAUGAGGAGGAUGAAGGUCAUGGCCACUCCAGGUCUACAGGCAUUGAGAAGUGCAAAGCUCUGCUGUUUGACAUUCUAGCCAAAUACUAUGGACAUGCUAGUACACAGCCUCUUCUCUCCAGUGGCUUAAACAAUGUCUACACAGAGAUUACUGACCUUCUAGUGAAUGGGAAGUUUGAUGUAGCUCUGGAGGUGUUGCAGCUGUGUUUGAAGUUGCUUCCUGUGGAAAGCAGAGAGGAGCUGUACAGGCUGCUGAUGUUCAUGUCGCUGGCAGCAGACCCAGCACAUGUCAGACUCCAUACAGAGACCGAAAAUCGGAUGAUUAUAAAGAAGACCUUCUCUAAAGCAAUCAUUCAAAGCAAAUGUUUGCCAAAGGGAAAAGUGGACUUGCUGCUGCUGUUCAUGCUAGACAACUAUCAGGACAUUUUCAAGAUUCCUGGUUCUCUGCACAAGCUGGUCAGUGACAAACUGGAAGACAUCCUGAAAAAGAGGGCUCCCAGCACAAAUUACGUGUUCUGCCAGCAGAUUUCGAGCAACUUGUAUAACGACACUGUAAAAGAACUGACUAAGAACGAGCUGUUUGUGUUGCUGAAGAAUAUUGAUGAAAACGAAAAGUAUUCCAUAAAGGAGAAGAAUCGGCUACUGGCACAGUUUUACAAAAGCCAUCCUGAGGUUUUUGCUCAGUAUUUUGGGUCCAGAUUAAGCACAAUCAACUUGUUUGAUCUGUAAUUUUGCACCACUGAAGAUAAUGUACUGUGUGUGAGGUUGGUAAACAUUUCGUGUGACAAAUAAAUAAAAUAAAUAUUUUAAACUA
This is a messenger RNA of Astyanax mexicanus (Mexican tetra), 1762 nucleotides long. It is a transcript of the gene depdc7b, whose product is annotated as DEP domain containing 7, paralog b. Lineage: Eukaryota; Metazoa; Chordata; Actinopteri; Characiformes; Acestrorhamphidae. The coding region runs from base 34 to 1677 and encodes 547 amino acids. The record is from RefSeq and is a predicted model, not a curated record. Gene Ontology annotation, biological process: intracellular signal transduction. The transcript is spliced from 9 exons.